AUGGGAGUGCCAGCUCAAGAGAUGGCCAGAGCCCUUAGAGAGUCAAUGGAUAUUCUCAGAGCCAAGCAAGCUGCUAGAACUAUUAAAGGGAAGACUAGAGUUUCUUUCUUGAAAAAAAAAAAAAAGUUUUUUCGUUCCAAUCCUGUGGAAUUUCUUAGGGGUGUUGAACCGUUAAAGACAGAUGAAUGGCUUAAGCCAAUGAUCAAAUCUUUUGAGAUUUUAGAUAUUCGAGAUGAGAAAUACCUUCCUCCAAUUGCGAGGGAACGUUUGCGGAGAGAGUUUGAGGAAAUUGAACAAUCUGACUCCACCGUAGGGGAGUUUGAGGCUACCUUUACGAGUUUAUCUCGUUUUGAACCAAAUCUUGUGGCUAUAGAAAAACGUAGGUGUCUAGAGUUUGAGAAGAGACUGAGGCCGAGAAUCUUGAUGAAGGUGAUGGGAAAUAUGAUCCAAGAUUAUGACCGGUUAGUGAAAUCCAUGACACGCAUUGAGAUCAUGCUUGAAGGCAAGAAAAAGAGACAGCGACUAAAGAGGCAAGGGUUUAUCGAGUCUCGAGGGGAUUCUAUGGUAUCCAAAAGGUCGAAGAGUUCUACAUCUUCUCAUCUACCACUGUUACUGGCUGUGUCAUUGAAUCAUAUAUCAGGAAAGAGUAUGGAUAGUACAGGACAAAGUUGGAUUACUUGUUAUCGAUGUGGUGAGCAAGGUCAUAAGUCCUUUACAUGUCCACGAAGACAUCAACCUUCUAUUCGUCUUCAGAAUCAGACCUUGGGUGGAAGUCAAUUGCUCGCUUGUUAUUAG
Molecule: messenger RNA, 795 nt
Organism: Camellia sinensis
Lineage: Eukaryota; Viridiplantae; Streptophyta; Magnoliopsida; Ericales; Theaceae
Source: RefSeq, a predicted model, not a curated record